GUUUAAUUUUUAAUUUGGUCAAAAUCGAAUUCUGUAGUCCCAGACAAAAACGCUAGAGUUGAUGUUGUAUGGCAGCAGAUGAACAAAGGAAUUUCUACAGAUAAGCUGAAUUCUAUUCUCAAAAAGUCUACAACAAAUCCAAAAACAAAGUCAUCUAAACCAUCUUCAAAAUCUUCGUCUUCUUUCUUGGACUCGGUCCAAAGACGAGUUCACCCACCCAACCGGUACCUAAGUGUUCUUGAUAAGACGAAAAAAGAUUGGGGCGAGUUCAAGGAAGAAAACCGUUUGGAUGAAGAGCUUGAAACUUACAAGAAGAGUGGAAAUCAGUAUCUAGAUAAAGUUUCUUUCUUGGAGCGUGCGGAUUAUCGUCAAUUUGAACGGGAAAGAGAUGUGCGUUUGGCUGCGCAAGCUAAGAGGAAAUCCGAUUUGCGAGAAGAUGAUGACUAAAUCCAAAACAAACCUGGCAAGUGUCACCUCUUUGUAUA
Molecule: messenger RNA, 485 nt
Organism: Helianthus annuus (common sunflower)
Lineage: Eukaryota; Viridiplantae; Streptophyta; Magnoliopsida; Asterales; Asteraceae
Product: craniofacial development protein 1-like
Exons: 2
Coding region: 79-447 (122 amino acids)
Source: RefSeq, a predicted model, not a curated record